GAUUUGAACGCGGCAAAAACCUUUUUGUAUUUCUACAAGCUGGCAAGGCAGCAGUUACGGAAAGCACCCCAAUUGUGGCAAAGGACUGGCUCUUCUUGUUUGACUUUCUGUUGCCAACCAGGCAGAAAUGUGAAAUGUCAUCUCAUAACGCUAGAAGAGGAUGCACAUGAGAGCUGCUGCACAGUGGAGUCAAGGUGGAGGAUGUAUGAGUCAGCUUGAUUGACAUGACACACCGAGUGUUGUGGCAAUGGUGUCAUGUCUCCAGUGAUAUGGAUGGUUACCUGGUUACUACAGGCACAUUCAGCUGUGUGUGAUCUGCCUGCUCCAGUCAAUGUGACUCUCUCCUCCAGACAUUUUGUCCACCAGCUGAGGUGGGACCCAGGCUCGGGGUCCCCCAGGAGCGUGUACUACCGCGUGAUGAUUUUCUCUAGCAGGGGUGGCCAGUCUUGGGAGGUGGUGGCUGGUUGUGAGCACGUGGAGUCCCCUCUGGUGUGUAACCUGACUAAAGCAUUCUCAAGCCGCAGUCACACCUACUACAACAGGGUGUUCGCUGUGUCUGGGAACGAAGUCUCACCCCCGGGCAACCAAAGCGGCUUUAAACCCAUCGAUGGCACCCUCCUGGACCCGCCCUUGGUGAGUGUUAAGGCCUGCGGCAGCACUCUAUGUGUGAACCUGAGGCCUCCUGUGGACGGCUUGUGGGAUGUCUACGACAGUUUCCGCUACAGUUUAAGCAUCAGAAGCAGCAGGCAUGGAGCUAAGUACUCUGAGGAGAUGAAGUCUCUGAAAGAAAAGAUUCUAAAUAACCUGGCUCCAGGCAGAGAGUACUGUGUCUCCGUCAGAAUAAGGGGCAGCGAGGAGAGAAGCGACAAGAACUCUUCCUACAGCCAACCACACUGUGCCUUCACAGCUGCCAAGUACAACGCAGGCGCAGAGAUCUCAGUGGUUUUGUGUUUGCUUGUGUUGUCUGGGCUGUUUACUACUACCCUACUGUUCCGCACUGGAUUCAUCUGUCUGAGACAACACCUUCCAGAAGUACUGAGCUCAAUACAACACCACGAGGAGAGCCUAUACCCAGUGCCCUGUGAUGAGAAACCAUGUCCCUUAGUGCUUCUAGUGCCACCAUCGCCCCCUUUAGGAAGCACUGGGAAGGACACAGAGAGUGAGGAAGAAAGCGAGGCAGAGACAGAGCGAAGCAGUGGGGGAGGACAAGGAUACAAGACACGAGGGAUCACUGCUGGUCUGACCUCUCAUAACCCCCUCUCUUCCUCCUCUUCCUCUAGAGCAGAGGUGUUCCUACACCCCUAUCUAAGCACACGCUCUCUGGCAUCUCCCACUGACACUCAGACCACCGCUGAGACGCAGUCCAACCGCCCUCACGUUCCUCUCUUCAUAACCAGCGACCAGCAGCCUGAAUCUCUGCUCAGGCCUGACGGCCUCUCAAUGUCUCUAUCAAACAACCAUCCACCGUCUGGACCCUCACAAACCAGUCAGCUUACAGAGCCAGCUCAAUGUGCCUCACGGGGACAGGACUUGAGCUUCAGUCUUUCCUCAGAGAGGGACACAGGGGGAUUUCAUCCGGAGGAGGAGGAGAGCUGCUUGGAUGUCAACCUGCUGUCUGUAACCCUAGGUAGACAUGAGGAGAUGAAGGAUCCAGAACCCCGCUCUCUGGGGGGGCCCCCUGAGCCCACCACUCCCUUCCUGCCCUCUGACACCAAGUGUUGGGCCACAGAGCCUGCCAUAACACAGACGCACACUGCUACCUCUGAGGAAGAGGAGGAGGAAGAUGAGUAUUUUGGUUACAUGAGGCGAUGAGAGAAGUAAUUUGUUGCACAAUUAACCAUUCCAUUUUUUUUUUUGCCAGGAGUUUUUUUUAUUUGGUAAUGAAAGCCAUAUGGUGCCUACCUGUGGACAUUCAGUGUACUGUUCUGGCAUAAAUAUCAAGGUCCCAAGGUAGCCUGAAGUGGCUUCCUUGUCCUUCCUUUAUUUUGUUAUAACCUUUAUUUAACGAGGCAAGUCAGUUAAGAACAAAUUCUAAUUUACAAUGACCGUCUACCCGGGGAACAGUGGGUUAACUGCCUUGUUCAGGGGCAGAACGACAGAUUUUUACCUUGUCAGCUCGGGGAUCCGAUCCAGGAACUUUUCGGUUACUAGUCCAACGCUCUAACCACUAGGCUACCUUCCGGUUACUAGUCCAACGCUCUAACCACUAGGCUACCUGCUGGUUACUAGUCCAACACUCUAACCACUAGGCUACCUGCUGGUCACUAGUCCAACGCUCUAACCACUAGGCUACCUGCUGGUUACUAGUCCAACGCUCUAACCACUAGGCUACCUGCUGGUUACUAGUCCAACGCUCUAACCACCAGGCUACCUGCUGGUUACUAGUCCAACGCUCUAACCACUAGGCUACCUGCUGGUUACUAGUCCAACGCUCUAACCACCAGGCUACCUGCUGGUUACUAGUCCAACGCUCUAACCACUAGGCUACCUGCUGGUUACUAGUCCAACGCUCUAACCACUAGGCUACCUGCUGGUUACUAGUCCAACGCUCUAACCACUAGGCUACCUGCUGGUUACUAGUCCAACGCUCUAACCACUAGGCUACCUGCUGGUUACUAGUCCAACGCUCUAACCACUAGGCUACCUGCUGGUUACUAGUCCAACGCUCUAACCACCAGGCUACCUGCUGGUUACUAGUCCAACGCUCUAACCACCAGGCUACCUGCUGGUUACUAGUCCAACGCUCUAACCACUAGGCUACCUGCUGGUUACUAGUCCAACGCUCUAACCACUAGGCUACCUGCUGGUUACUAGUCCAACGCUCUAAGCACUAGGCUACCUGCUGGUUACUAGUCCAACGCUCUAACCACUAGGCUACCUGCUGGUUACUAAUCCAACACUCUAACCACUAGGCUACCUGCUGGUCACUAGUCCAACGCUCUAACCACUAGGCUACCUGCUGGUUACUAGUCCAACGCUCUAACCACCAGGCUACCGACUGCUCCUUUAUCUGCACUAUGUGAAAAUAACUGUUUAUCUCUCCAUCAUAUUGCUUUGACUUCUCUUGUAUUUUCAGACCAGUUGAAAUUUAAAAGAGAAAGAGCCAAUGUAUUUGCCUGACUACCCAGACUCCUUGCUCCGGCCAUAUGCUACGCCACGCCCACGGACGUUAGUUUCUUCUCCGCAAUGAGUCUGGAUCCGAGUACCUCCAACGAUUUCUAGAAUGCAAACACUUUCUAACCAUUCUGAUUGGUCCCAGAAACUGAUGGAUUGGACCAGAGCCAGAACGAACACGUGGAUAAAGCGCUGUUUAGAAAAUGUGUCAUUGGGUUUUUGAUACUCUGAUUGGUCAGAGAUGAUCCAAUCGCUGAUGACUUUGUUUUGUACAACACCCCCUCCUUGUGAUGUCAGUUUGACUGAAGUAUGUAGCGAACGACAGAACAGCGGAGUAUUUAGUUUGAGUCGUCGGCCAACCAAUUGUAUUGAUAUGGACUGUACUAUAUUAUUGCAGUUUUUUAAAAGUAUUUAGACAUAUAGAAUUAUGUUUUUUUUUUACAUCAUUAAAUUGUUAGUUUUUCCCAAUUGCUAAAACACAAUUUUGUAAACUAGGCUGGUUUUAUCCAAAUACUUAACACAAUUCACAAAACCACACACCCAAACUGCAAAAUAUACUAAUAUCCUGAAAAAUGAAGCACUGCGACAAACUUCAUAUAUCAAAGUCAAACAUUAGCAUGAAAUGGGCCCACACUUCGUUCAUAUUACCAGAUGUUUGUCUAACCAACUACACACUGUUGGGCAUAAUGAAAAGCACUCUCAUCUUUAGGAUGCUUUGCCAUAAUACUAAAAUAGUUCAAAUUCUAGAAAAUUCUUCAGAUGCACAGAAAUAUUUGCAGAUACACACACAUGCUGUUGAAACAUUUUAUUUUUCACCAAAACAAGUCAGUGCAACAUAUGCACAGCAGAUAUAUUUACAUUGGAAUGAACAAAAAUAUGCUGACAAAAAAACUGUCAACUGAAAAAGAAAAGUGCAGAAAGAAAUAUAUAGAAAAAAAAGGCGUGAAAAAUAAUUAGGCAGCACAACGCCUCGUCCACAUCACAGCUGGGUCUGGCCACAACGCCUCGUCCACAUCACAGCUGGGUCUGGCCACAACGCCUCGUCCACAUCACAGCUGGGUCUGGCCACAACGCCUCGUCCACAUCACAGCUGGGUCUGGCCACAACGCCUCGUCCACAUCACAGCUGGGUCUGGCCACAACGCCUCGUCCACAUCACAGCUGGGUCUGGCCACAACGCCUCGUCCACAUCACAGCUGGGUCUGGCCACAACGCCUCGUCCACAUCACAGCUGGGUCUGGCCACAACGCCUCGUCCACAUCACAGCUGGGUCUGGCCACAACGCCUCGUCCACAUCACAGGCAAUAUCUUCCCUUGCCAGACAUCGAGGGAAGAAGCGCCUUGAGUGCCUUAUCCAUCCCUGAAUCCCACCCACAUCAAUCUCAUCACAUGCCUGUUCCAUAGCCUACACAAGAGGCCUGCGCACUAAGGGCUGCCGGUCGUAUACCUUCCACCACCAUGCCGAAAAUAACUCUUCUAUGGGGUUCAGAAAUGGUGAGUAUGGUGGGAGGUAUUGCACGAGAAAUGGUGGGUUUGCUGAAAUGUGUGCAGUUGGUGUAUGACAUCAGCCGUUCAUGAAGUAAACAGGUGUCACCCAACUGAUACACUAUGACAUGGGGUGUACUACAUAGUGUGAAAGAAAUGUUGGUUACAUACCUGUACUCCAGUCUCAACGUCCGGAGGACACAGGCGACAGUAAAACGGCACUCUCUGUCCAGCCUCUCACAUUGUCAGCGCAUGGUUGAUGACAUGAUCAACUAAGGUUGCUCUGAUUUCACUCUGUCCAGCCUCUCGCAUUGUCAGCCCUUGGUUGAUGACAUGAUCAACUAAGGUUGCUCUGAUUUCACUCUCUGUCCAGCCUCUCACAUUGUCAGCCCAUGGUUGAUGACAUGAUCAACUAAGGUUGCUCUGAUUUCAUUUGAAAGUUGUCUUUGGCCAUGAAUUCCUCUACCAGCUCUACUCCUACCUCUCACUCUUCCUCCCCCUCUCAUUCUCACCCUUCCUCUACAUCUCUCUGCAACGGCUUCCAUUAUUGUUGUAAAACAAAAGGUGCUCACCUGUGGUCUUUUCAUAGUGCUUACUUCCUGAUUGAAGUGGUAACAAUUAACCAUUGAGGUGUUUGGCCAGGUGGCACAUGUAUUGGCCAAUUAGCUCAUGUCAUGUCAUUUUGAAUGGCAGUGUUUUGAAAUGGCAAACAUGUGAAUUUAUGUCAGAUUGUUGUGUCUUCUGCAGAGAACCGUGUGCAGUGCAUUUAAAAAAAAGUGUCAUUUCGAAUUGCAAAAUGUGUGUAAAGCAGAAAAUGUGUUUAGACUUUUGGAGACUUGAGAAGAGGUUUUGCUCUCUGUGUGUCAGUUUAAAUAAGUGUGCUGUGCAUGUCGUUUUAGUGUGUUAGCAAUGUAAAGUACAUAUUACCUCAGCGGAGUUGAGGUAAUAUGUGAGAGCCAUUUAUCAAAUGUUUAAAUUAGGUUUACAAGUACUUUGGGGUUAUAUUAUCGAUGUUCACAGACAGCAUUAGUACUACUGGCUAAUGCUAACGGGCAAACGUCAUCACUGGUCAAGCUAUACAAUACAGUAUUCUGUACUUAUUCAGAAGGUCAACAUACUUUUUAGUGUUUAUGCGAUCAUCGUAGUAGUACUUGUUUACUUGCUUUUUGCUAUACUGUAAGAAACAUUUAAUCUGUUACAUAUUCAGGAAAAAGUCGUUCUUUUGAAGUGUGUAUUUUACAAAUUUUUACAAAUUUUACAAUCAACGUUUAUCUGUAAAAUAAAUGUAAUAUUUGUUAACGCCAAUCAAUUUUUUUUAUAAAUCUUCUACAUUUUUUUUUUUUUUAUCCUUAAUGUUGUAUGUAAUAAAAUAUUUUUCUACCAUU
This is a messenger RNA of Oncorhynchus kisutch (coho salmon), 5983 nucleotides long. RefSeq names its product cytokine receptor family member b2 (gene crfb2). The transcript has 8 exons. The record is from RefSeq and is a predicted model, not a curated record. Gene Ontology annotation, biological process: cytokine-mediated signaling pathway. Lineage: Eukaryota; Metazoa; Chordata; Actinopteri; Salmoniformes; Salmonidae. The coding region runs from base 256 to 1812 and encodes 518 amino acids. Gene Ontology annotation, cellular component: plasma membrane. Gene Ontology annotation, molecular function: protein binding; cytokine receptor activity.